AAUCAACUCUCCGACCCACGUCGUCCUUAGCUUCUCCACAUUCCUCCAAUCUUAAUUAUGACACUAUAAAACGCACUCUUCUCCUUUCUCCCACAAUAUCGUACUCUUUUAAGCAAGCAUCAUCACCCAUCAAGAAAAAAGAGAGAGACGAUGUCGGACUGGGGACCGGUGCUAGUGACGGUGAUACUCUUCGUGAUGCUCACGCCAGGGCUCCUGUUUCAGCUGCCUGGACGACAAAGAUACGUUGAGUUCGGUAAUUUUCAGACAAGCGCUGUCUCCGUUAUCGUCCAUUCUCUUCUCUACUUCUCCCUUGUCUGCGUCUUUCUUCUCGCUCUCAAGAUUCACAUCUACAUCGGCUAGUUUAAUUUACGUAAUUUCAACCCCUUUGCUAUAUGUUUUUCCAAGUUUAAUUUCUCUUCAACUUUUUAACUUAUAUAUAUCAUUUUAUCUAAAUGAAUGUAACCCUGCAUGCCUCCUUCAUGGUCCAUUAUUUAACACUUUGUAUCGGACCCUUUUGCUUUAUGUGUUUACCUUAUCUCUUCUUUGUAAACCCAAAUUUUAAAUAAUCAUCAU
Messenger RNA from Capsella rubella, 573 nucleotides. RefSeq lists its product as uncharacterized. The record is from RefSeq and is a predicted model, not a curated record. The transcript has a single exon. Lineage: Eukaryota; Viridiplantae; Streptophyta; Magnoliopsida; Brassicales; Brassicaceae. Bases 151 to 360 code for a protein of 69 amino acids.